AUGUUCGCUUUAUUUAUGAGCGAUAAUCUUUUAAUUCCUUUUAUCGUAUAUUUGAAUAGCGCAAUUGAAUGCCGACUCAGUCCAUUGUUAGAAAUGAUGUGGCGUAGAAACCUAGAAAUAUUUAAAUGUCUUGUCAAAUUCCGUAACUAUUCCUAUCUGCACAAUCCCGGCUCAGAACCGCUCAGAUCGUUAACAAUCGGAAAACUCCUCGAAGAAUCCGCUCAGAAAUAUGGCGAGCGCACCGCUCUGGUGUCCCGAUCCCAAAACAAACGGUUCACCUACCAAGAGGCAUUAGAUCAGGCUGACAGACUGGCCGCAGGCUUCAGAACCCUGGGAUUAAACAUGGGAGAUCGAAUUGGGAUUUGGGCUCCAAAUAUUGCCGAGUGGUACUUGACUCAUAUGGCUUGUGCACGAGGAGGAUUUGUGCUUGUGAACAUCAAUCCAGCUUAUCAACCAAUGGAAUUGCAAGCUUGUAUUAAUUCGGUUGGAGUCAAAGCGUUGGUUUGUGCUCAUAAGUUCAAAGAUGACAACUAUUAUGAGCAUUUACUUAAGUUGGCUCCGGAGAUUCAGAAAUGUCAAGCUGGCAGGUUGUUUUCUAAGGCCCUGCCUACAUUGGAAACAAUUAUUGUGCCCAGCGAUGAAGAAUUAAGUGGUACGUUUAAGUACGAUGACGUAGUCAAUUUGGCCUCAGAAGUGGAAAUUCAAAAUAUACGCAACUUGCAAAAUUUUAUUAAUCCUGACGGAGUUUGUCAUUUACAAUUUACUUCAGGUACCACAGGCGUUCCGAAAUCGCCUCAACAAACCCACUUCCAAAUCGUCAACAAUUCAUAUUCAAUCGGCAAAAGGAACGAGCUGGACAAACGUCAUCACACCCUUUGCAUGCUCGGGCCAUUUUUCCAUGCUUUUGGUACUGUCAUUGUACUGUGCAGCGCUGUUAAUCACGGUGCCACUUUGGUACUGCCUGCGCCCGGGUACGACCCGGACAAGGCCCUCGACGCCAUCAGAGACGAGAAGUGUUCGGUUAUUUUGGGUACCCCGACAAUGUAUGUGGAUAUUGUCAACAGGCAAAAAAUUAGACAAGAAAAUAUCAAUCCGGAAAUUGCUGUCAGUGGUGGUGCUUGUUGUUCGCCUCACUUAUUCAGGGAAAUGAAGGAGAUUUUAAAACUCAAAAAAGUCAAGUCUGUUUAUGGUUUGACAGAAGUGACAGCUGUUGCAUUUCAAUCCCUAUACGAUGACGACGAGUAUCAGUCUACGUCAACAGUGGGGUAUGUUGGUGAUCAUUUGGAAGUUAAAGUUGUAGAUGAGAAGGGCCAUACUGUUCCCAGAGGUACUCCUGGUGAAUUAUUGAUAAGAGGCUAUUCCACAACGUUAGGUUAUUGGCAAAAUGAGGAAAAGACUAAAGAGCUAAUUGGACCUGAUAAAUGGCUCAGAACUGGGGACCAGUUCAUUCUUGAAGAAAACGGUUACGGAAAAGUAGUAGGCCGGCUAAAAGAAAUGGUAAUCAGAGGCGGAGAGAACAUUUUUCCGGCCGAAGUCGAAGAUUUUUUAAACACGCAUCCAGGAAUUUUGGAAACUCACGUCAUUGGCGUACCGCACGAACGUUUGGGCGAAGAAGUGUGCGCAUGCGUGCGACUCCGACCCGGUCAUCAGCUGACCUUGGACGACCUCAAAUUGUUUUGCAAAGGGAAUUUAGCGAAUUUCAAAAUACCUUCCAAAUUAAAAAUAGUGGAAAGUUUUCCGAAAACAACCUCGGGCAAAAUACAAAAAUAUAAAUUAAUUAACAAUAUAAAUAAGGAAAUUAACUUAAGGUCCAAGGUCAACUUACCUAUAUCUGAUUGA
Ceutorhynchus assimilis (cabbage seed weevil) is the source of this 1839-nucleotide messenger RNA. Lineage: Eukaryota; Metazoa; Arthropoda; Insecta; Coleoptera; Curculionidae. The record is from the annotation of a GenBank genome assembly.